Salvia hispanica is the source of this 535-nucleotide messenger RNA. RefSeq lists its product as uncharacterized. The record is from RefSeq and is a predicted model, not a curated record. Lineage: Eukaryota; Viridiplantae; Streptophyta; Magnoliopsida; Lamiales; Lamiaceae.
UAUAGUAGAUUUCACAUAUCGUUUAUUAUUGAUUGUCCCCUUCAACACAUGUACUUCUGCGCUUAUUGAAAAUGUCAGCCUCUGAAGAACCAAUACUCGCUAGGAUCAAUCGUCUUGAUCUCAUUUUGCAUCAGUUGGAAGAAAUUCGAGGCGAUCACCACUCUCCCAAGAGUUCAAAUGCAUCGAGCGGACCCCUGACAAGUGAUGGGCUGCCGUUUUUGUCGCCGGAGAAGCGUUGUCGGCCGGUGAAGGAGGUGAUGGUCGAAGUCCAAGAGAAGGGCAACUUGAUCGACAGAUUGCUUCAUGCCGAGGAUCGAAUCUUGAAGGUGUGUUUGCAACUUGAAGAGGAGAUUCAUGAAAGUGAGAAGAGCAGUGGUUCAGGAGAGAGGAAGUCUCCGAAGAAGGGAUUGAAGCAAUUUGUCAAAUCAUGCGUUAAGCCCAAGCACAAACCUACCAUUUUCUCUUCUUGACUUUCUCACAUACUACUUGUAUCGACCACAAGUUUGAUUUUGUAUUCCACUUUUCUACUUUUUGA